AUGAAAACAGCUUCAACGGCUCUAAAUAUACUUUAUUAUCAACUUUACAAUGAAAAAACUGAAUAUUUUGGACCAGCAAUUAUGGAAUUCAACCAAUCUGAUAUUGUUCAAAAACUUUCAAAAGAAAUAGAAUUUAUAUCAUAUUUUAUCAAAGUCAAUUUAUUUUUAAUUGUCAUAUCAAGUAUUGGAACUACAUCAAAUAGUGGCUUUACUUCUUCACUUCUAAUUAAAUUUGAAAAUGAUCGAUGUCUUGUUGUACAAAAAGUUUUGGAAGAUAAAGCUUUAUUAGAGUUUUACAUUGGUAACAAACUAAAAGCUCAUUUUGAAAAUGAAUCGCCAAUUACAGUUUGGAAACAAACAGGAAUUCUAAAAAAUUAUAAUGAAUCAGAAAUUGAAUUUUGGAGUAAAUCAAACAAUCCGAAAACAGAUAUAGCCAAUAUAAAACAAUUAUAUAUGGAUGGCUUACUAGAUCUUGGUCAAAAACAACCAAUUUUAAUUGAUAUAGGCAAUGAAGAAACUUUCUGGAAUAGUUUUCGUACAGCAUGGAGUAGAAGAACAACAUGUCGAAGGCCACAUGCAUCCUCCAUAAGAACAUAUGGAACCCAACAACACA
Messenger RNA from Acaulospora morrowiae, 613 nucleotides. NCBI's taxonomy places the organism in Eukaryota, Fungi, Glomeromycota, Glomeromycetes, Diversisporales, Acaulosporaceae. The record is from the annotation of a GenBank genome assembly.